This is a messenger RNA of Phymastichus coffea, 2072 nucleotides long. It is a transcript of the gene Ccdc114, whose product is annotated as coiled-coil domain-containing protein 63. NCBI's taxonomy places the organism in Eukaryota, Metazoa, Arthropoda, Insecta, Hymenoptera, Eulophidae. The coding region runs from base 416 to 1915 and encodes 499 amino acids. The transcript is spliced from 7 exons. The record is from RefSeq and is a predicted model, not a curated record.
UGUUAUAUAUCUGCGCGUGCCUUAUACUCGACCGGAACUUUCUUUCCCGGGUCAGAUGUCGAGAUAUUGACUACCGUUGCCUGGUUAUUUGGAUUUAUUGCGUCUGUCGCGAAUAAAUUACAGCGAGGAUGCGUAUCGAGGCAGCUCCGAGUGGAAGAACCGUGUGGUCUGAAUAACUCGUGGUUCGACGGACGCGCACACGGACUGCUCAUCGUCCUUUGUAUUGUCCGUAGUCACAAAAGCCGCACUCCUAUAGCUGCUCGUCGCGCCUAUAUCGCAUAGAAGCGAGUGACCGUUGAAACGUGUAAGGUAUAAUCAUUAGACCGCCCACACACGCGCUCAACCGAGCAUCUGCCUGCCUUCGUUUCCUUUUCUUCUUUGUUUUUAGAAGUGAAAAGAAAAAUCGGCCGCCAAGAUGAUGAUCAGAGCGCAACCGACGCAAGACGAGUACGAGCUCGAGACGAUGGCAGAAUCGGAGCUGUUGCGUCUCAAAAGGCAGUACCGAAUCAUGGAGAACGACCGAGUCGCUUACGCCGAGGAGGCGAAGAAUCAGCUGAGAAACCAACGGAACUUGAUCGAGAGGUUGGAGCACGAGAAAGCCGAACUGGUGUUGGCCAUCAAAGCGGCCAAAUCGCCGAAUAAUACGAGGAAGGACGAGGCAAUGAGCACGGAGAUGAGGAGACUGUUGGAGAAGAGGGCCAAGUUUGUGGAGCAGAUACAGAAGGAGCGCCAGCAGAUCGACGAGCUGCAAGAGCAGAUCAUCAAGAUCUCGAAAGAUGUCGACGGGCUAAAGCUGAGAGUUCGCACGGAUCACCAGCUCAAGGAGACCACGUCGAAACACGAGCGCCUGAUAAGCAUCCUGGAGAAUCGUCUCGAAGUGGCGACGAGGCGCUUCAACGUACUGGCGAUGGACAACGCCAAGCUGCGAAUGGAGAUCGACAGUUUGCUCAAGGAGCGCGCCCAGUUCAACGCGCUCUGGAUGCGGCUGAACGGCCAGCUGAGCGCCGGCAAGCAAGUGAUCAACGACCUGAUCGAGCAAGCGACGAUCACCUUCAACCAGCGCGACGAGGAGAUCAACAAAAUUAACGCGCUCAAAGAGAGGGGCACCCGAGACUUGAAGAACCACACAUCGGAGAUGUGCGAGCUGCAGCGCACCAUCGACAACGAGAUGAAGCUCCAGGAGUUUCUGGGCGUGAAGGGCCAGUACCGCGAGAUGAGCGAUCUCAACGCCAGGAAGGACGCCGAGAAGCAGGCCAAGCGUGCGGCGAUGCGCGACAAAAUUGACAAUUACAACCGCAUACUCAACCUCAUCAAACAGUUCACCGGGGAAGAGGAGAUCGACAAGCUCACGGCGCAGUUCCUCAAGCAGGAGGAGGAGAACUUUGCUCUGUUCAGCUACGUCAACGAGCUAAACGACGAGCUGGAGGGACUGCAGUCUCGCGUGGCGCAGCUCAAAUCGGCGAUCGACGAGGCUCGGGCUUUGAACGUGCACCGAGGCCAGAAGCAAACGGAAACGCUCGAGACCAUCGCCAAAGAGCUGCAGGAGCAAACUGAGCUCGCCGAUGCUGCCGAAAGCCAAUUGACCGAGUGCAACGACGUGAUUGAUAAACUGCUGAAAGGCGUGGAGAGCAUGUUCCACGCGAUUCGAUGCGAUAAUUCGCCGAUCUUGGAUUUACUUGGCGAGCAGCAGCAGGUGACGACUAACAACGUGAUGCUAUACUUGGGCAUCAUCGAGAAGCGUCUGGCGGAAAUGAUGCACAAAAUGCACUGGAUCGAUCGGACGCAGAAGGCGGAACUGCGCCUCGACGAGAACAGGAAGCCCAAGCUUCAGGUUCCCCAGCUCUCCAGUAUCGCCCCGACUCAGCCCUGCGCUCUAAUCAUUUCAGGAAAAUCGAACCAACAUAUACUAGAGUGACAAAAGAUCUAAACGUAAAGAAAAAAUUUAAAAAAAUGAAAAUAUUAUCCAAAAGUGCUUUGUCGCUUGAUCGCGUACGAUCGCGUGUGUAUAUAAUUUUCUUAAUACGUAAAGAUGCGUGGAGAAGGAAGAAAUGCAAGUUGUGGUAGAAGGUCUG